ACUAUUGUAGAAGAAACAUAACAGUAGAUGUGAGAAUCUUACCUUCAUAAGACUGGAAGAUAGAAGACAAUGUAAGGAUGGAUACCGAUGAUCUAAACCUGACCUUUUCUGAUACAACUCCAGAUUACUGGUCAUAUUACGAAGACUAUGGAUACAUGUCUAAUUCUUAUACUAAAGCCAAGUUACUGAAGAUCACAAUUACUUUAUACAGCAUCUUUUUUGUUCUUGGGACUAUCGGUAAUGGAUUAGUCAUCUGGAUUGCCGGAUUCAAGAUGAAGAAAUCAGUCAGCUCUGUUUGGUUCCUCAACCUGGCCAUUGCGGACUUCCUCUGCUGUGCUUCUCUUCCUCUUCGCAUUGCAGAGUGGAUUUACCUCAUCAUGUAUGACCAAAAUAGUGCAAUCUAUUGCAUAUUAAGCAUCAUUCUGUUCAAUCUAAACAUGAGCGCCAGUGUUCUUCUCUUAGUGGCCAUGAGUAUUGACCGCUUUGUAUCCGUCAUGUGGCCAUUUUGGGCUAAAGUUCAUAGGACACGAAAACUAGUUAGAAUCACUGUGGCAAUCAUUUGGGUAAUCAGCAAGACAAGAACUAUGAUAAUAACCCAUGAGACCAACAGCAAGAGUCUGAUGACCUUUGCUAACAAGGAUUCUGCUGUAAUGGUGGAGAUCAGAAAAACCUUAGAUCUAAAUUUUGACCCUUUAGAUUCCAGGGACUACAGUCACAAUGAUAUCUAA
This is a messenger RNA of Bufo bufo (common toad), 728 nucleotides long. Its product is annotated as C3a anaphylatoxin chemotactic receptor-like. Bases 78 to 728 code for a protein of 216 amino acids. Gene Ontology annotation, molecular function: complement receptor activity; N-formyl peptide receptor activity. Lineage: Eukaryota; Metazoa; Chordata; Amphibia; Anura; Bufonidae. Gene Ontology annotation, biological process: complement receptor mediated signaling pathway; positive regulation of cytosolic calcium ion concentration; phospholipase C-activating G protein-coupled receptor signaling pathway. The record is from RefSeq and is a predicted model, not a curated record. The transcript has 4 exons. Gene Ontology annotation, cellular component: plasma membrane.